AUGGUACCGGAGCAUCUUAAAGAAUUAGCUUUGGGGGUCCCCGACCUUCUUCAGAGCUGUAAAGCUGACAGUACGGUUAGAAAGUAUUGCUACGGAUUCUUACGCUGGCGGAAGUGGGCUAAUCAGAAUCAUUUCGAGGAGGAAAACAUCUUUCCCAUAAAGCCAUUUCAUAUGUGUAUAUACUUAUCGUUUUUGGUGAAAAACAAUGCAAAUAUUGGUUCUUUGUCAGAUGCUAUGUAUGGCGUUAAAUGGGCGCACGAUAUAGUGGGGAAAAUAUCUCCUACGAUGUCCCUGUUAGUGAGGAAUGUGUUUGAGGGAGCGAAAAGGUUAUUAGCUAAACCGGUAAAGAAGAAACAGGCAGUUACUAUUUCAAUUCUUCAGAAUGUUUAUGAUAAAGUUUUUGAUAAAAACAAUCUGUAUAAUCAGAGAACUAUUACUAUGUGUUUAUUGUCUUAUGCAGGUUUCAUGAGGAGCGCAGAGGUACUCGCGUUAAGGAGAUCAGACAUACAGAUACGCGCAUCCCACAUGGAGAUUUUCGUGGAGCACUCCAAGACUGAUGUAUAUCGUGAUGGUUCGUGGAUCAUUGUGAGUAGGAUAUGUGGUUCCCGAUUGUGUCCGGUGGGUAAUUUCGAAUUAUAUUUGAAGUUAGCAUCUAUAGUGGAUGAUUCCGAGGGGUUUGUGUUCAGGAAUCUCACUAGGUUGAAUACAGAUACAUAUGUGUUAAGAAAGUUAAAUAAGCCCAUGACAUAUUCGAGGUUCAGGGAGAUUUUUAUGGAAACGUUUUCUUCAGUGGUUCCGGAUAUUAAGAAGUUUGGUUUGCAUAGUCUUCGUGCUGGAGGAGCAUCAGCCGCAGCUAAUGCGGGGAUACCGGAUAGAUUAUUCAAACGGCAUGGACGAUGGAAGUCGGAAACAGCCAAAGAUGGCUAUAUUGAAGACAAUUUUCGCGAGCGGUUGAAUGUUUCUAGGCAUUUAAAUCUGUAA
This is a messenger RNA of Pecten maximus, 981 nucleotides long. RefSeq lists its product as uncharacterized. The coding region runs from base 1 to 981 and encodes 326 amino acids. The record is from RefSeq and is a predicted model, not a curated record. Gene Ontology annotation, biological process: DNA recombination; DNA integration. Gene Ontology annotation, molecular function: DNA binding. NCBI's taxonomy places the organism in Eukaryota, Metazoa, Mollusca, Bivalvia, Pectinida, Pectinidae. The transcript has a single exon.